ACACAAGCGAAAAAGUAACACAAGCGAAAAAGUAAACAUUUUUUAUUUUUUAUUAUUUUUUAAAAAUGAAAUACAACGCAAUUAACGGCUUUUUCCCAUUGUAUUAUAUUGUUGUUUGUUUCUUUGAGGGAGCCAAGAUUCUGGGCAUUGACUUUGUGAGAGAGAGAGAGAGAGAGAGAGAGAGAGAGAUUCCUUAACGAGGCACAGAAGCAGGAGGUUUGUGGGGUUUUGCUUUUUGGUUUAGAAAUGCCAAAGCCCUUUGACAUGUAAUGAAAUGUAAGAGGGUGUGUUUGAAAUGAAGCCCCAGUGGGGAUGAGGCUGGGGGCUUUCUCUUUCUUUUAUGUCGAAAAAGACGAGUAAAGUGAUUACAAGUGCCACAGUUGUUUGGACUUUGGUAUCCAAAGCCAAAAACCACACCUCAAGCAGAGAGAGUCAACUACCCUCUUUCCCUACUUAAAAAUAGGGGACUUAGGAAGGGAAUGUAGUGAGAGUGAGAGUGAGAUUGUGGCUCUUUCCCUUUGUCUUUGCUUUUUUUUUUGUGUGUGUGUGUGUGUGUGUGUGUGUAGGUUGCUUUUGCUUGUGAAAUGGUGGGGGGUGAAUGGAUAAACAAUUAAACCCUCGUGUGUGUGUGUGCGUGUGUGUGAUGCACCGUGUGCUCCGCCUCUAAAAAAGUGUCAACGCCAAACAAAAAGACCUCCCAAGGAAGCUUCCCACCUCCCUUCCUACUUCCUCUUUUCCUCUCUCCCUUUCAUCUACUUUAUUCACCUCCUUCUCAUUUCUCACUUCUCACUGCCCAUUUUUAUUCAAACCCUUUGACACUCACAACCCUGUCACUCUCUACUAUCUAACUUUGCUGCCUUCCAUUCGCACUCCCCAAGCUCAAGCUCAUGCUCAAGCAGGUGAUGGAGCUUCUUGAUGAUUGCCCCGUUUAUGUAACAAAACGGAAGAGAAAUUCAGAAGAAGAUGAUUGCAUUUUCAGUGGCUUCUCUAUGGAUGAGCUUAAUGAAGACCUCCUUGAAAGGAUCCUUUCAUGGCUACCACCCUCCGCUUUCUUCCGCCUUACUUCAGUGUGCAAAAGAUGGAAAUCAGUUGCGGCUUCUGCAAGUUUCAAGCUUGCUUGCUCUCACAUUCCUUCCCGGGAUCCAUGGUUCUUUAUGGUUGAUCCCAAUCUCAACCGGUUGGUUGUCUUUGAUUCAGCUGAAAGAAACUGGAAGAGGCUAAAUCAUCCACCUCUUCUCCAGCAAAGCUCCAACUACAAUUCCAUGCCUGUUGCAGCCUCUGGUGGCUUGAUCUGUUUCCGCAAUUCAUCAGGAAACUUCAUUAUAUGCAAUCCUGUUUCGGGAUCCUGUACUGAACUCCCUACACUGGAAGCAGAGAUACAAAAUCUCCCUCUCCAUGCCAUUGUGAUGAAUACAUCUUCGAAUUACCACCCUCACUCGUACAAGCUUGUCCUGGUCUUAGGUGAAUUUCCAAAACUUUCAUGUAAAGUUUACGACUCUAGCAUUGGUUGCUGGGAAGAUGAUAUAUCUUUAGACAGAAAGGUCGACGAUUCCAUGGAAUUUGAGUCAAAUGAUGACAAUGCUGUCUACUUUCUCAGUAAAGCUGGGAAUGUAGUUGCAACUAACAUGCAAAGAAGUCCAUCUAAGCAAUACUCAUCAGUAAUCACAAAUAAAGACGGCGAGGAGAUAGUCUACUUCCUUAGUUCCACCGGUAAGGUUGUUGCUUGCAAUCUGACCUGCAAGCACUUUUCCGAGUACCCAAGGCUAUUGCCUGUCUUCUCCGAGUACUCCAUAGAUGUUGUGGAGUGUAAAGGUAAGAUGCUUGUCGUGCUGUUGUCAGAAUUCUUUGAGAGCGCAAGUGUAAGAGUGUGGUGGUAUGACGAGGAUGGUCGAUCUUGGAACCAGAUUGCUGCAAUGCCUCCAUCAAUGUCGCAUGAGUGGUAUGGCAAGAAGGUGGACAUAAACUGUGUAGGGGCUGGUGAUCAGAUACUGAUAUGCUUAAACUCUGCUGACCAGUUCCGCUAUGUUGUAUGUGAUUUGGUGGCCAAUGAAUGGGUUGAGUUGCCCAAAUGUUGUAUAAAUGGUGAAGCAAUAGAGUUCAUGUCUGCACUCUCAUUUGAACCCCGGAUUGAAGCUGCUGUGUGAGAACCGAAUGAUUUGAAGAUUGAAGAUUAGGAUUUAGGAAUGGAAUCUCUGAUUUAAUUUGUUUCAUUUUUUAUUUUUAUUUUCUAGUAUUCUUUUAGCAUAUUUGUUAAAUUUUAUUUGGAUUGUUUAAGCAAAAUAGUCAAUCGAAAUUGGCAUGUAGUUAACUAACAUAUGAAUGUAACAGAGUUAUUCCUUUGUUGGUUUGUUUUUCUUA
Molecule: messenger RNA, 2358 nt
Organism: Ziziphus jujuba (common jujube)
Lineage: Eukaryota; Viridiplantae; Streptophyta; Magnoliopsida; Rosales; Rhamnaceae
Product: F-box only protein 13
Exons: 2
Coding region: 888-2144 (418 amino acids)
Molecular function (GO): protein binding
Source: RefSeq, a predicted model, not a curated record